Helobdella robusta is the source of this 780-nucleotide messenger RNA. RefSeq lists its product as hypothetical. Lineage: Eukaryota; Metazoa; Annelida; Clitellata; Rhynchobdellida; Glossiphoniidae. The coding region runs from base 1 to 780 and encodes 259 amino acids. The record is from RefSeq and is a predicted model, not a curated record. The transcript is spliced from 4 exons.
AUGAGCACAAUACCUGUGUUUCACAAACUUCAAGACAUCAGUGAUGACGAAUCCUCCAGUGAUGAAGAUCAGGAAACAGAAAAAGAAUGGCCAGUUGUUGACGAUGAAACUUCACAGCUUUUUUCCCAACAGGAGCUAAAUGAUCUAGUUCGCGACCUCAGCUUGUCAAAGGCCUCUGCUGAACUGCAUCAAGAGUACCUCCAAUUUUUCUCGGAGGUGCAGGCCUUGGUGUACUGCACAGAUAUUGCACAGCUUCUGCACCACCUGGGAGUGCCGCAGUACAAGCCCGAAGACUGGAGACUGUUCAUUGACAGCAGCAAGCGGUCACUGAAAUGUGUUCUACUGCACAACGGCAACCAGUUUGCCUCUGUGCCCCUUGCUCACUCUACUAAACUGAAGGAGAAGUAUGAAGCGGUGAAGUAUGUGCUGGAGAUGAUUCGUUAUGAUCAGCAUAAGUGGGUUAUUUGUGUCGACCUGAAGAUGGCCAGAAACUAUGCUGAACUUGUCAACAAUAUGGUGACUGCUUUCAAAAAACUCGGAUGCAACAUGAGCAUCAAACUUCAUUAUCUAUUUUCACAUAUGGAUCGUUUUCAUGAGAAUCUUGGAUCAAUGAGCGACGAGCAGGGAGAAAGAUUCCACCAGGAGAUGAAGGAGAUGGAGACCAAGUAUCAGGGACGUUGGAAUGCCGUCAUGAUGGCUGAUUACUGCUGGACUCUAAAGAGAGACAUCCCUGAUGCUGAGCAUUACAGGGUAUCCAAUAAACGGAAGUUCCAGCCCUAA